Messenger RNA from Fusarium venenatum, 1953 nucleotides. RefSeq lists its product as uncharacterized. The record is from RefSeq and is a predicted model, not a curated record. NCBI's taxonomy places the organism in Eukaryota, Fungi, Ascomycota, Sordariomycetes, Hypocreales, Nectriaceae.
AUGGGAUCCAGGGCUACUGAAGCACCCAUUACCGGUGAUCAAUCACGCACAACAGAACUUAGUACAGGCAGCGACGGAACUGGCUCACCAGGCGUGACAACAAGCGUUGCUUCUGAAGGCAUUGGCGCAACCACCGACGAACUUACCUCCGUCGGACCCGGUGCCAUGAAUACUGCUCCAGGUAUCCAGACGACGGGCGGGACAUCAGAGGGUCUUAAUGAGAACAAGUCUUCUGUCCACAGUGAGGAUAUCGACAAUGGAUCGGCAACAACCACCGGCAACCAAGACUCGGAUAUUCCUACCGCACCGCUUCCAACAAUAAGUGGUAGGUUCUCGACAGAUCUUCCUAAUGAUGGCACAAGAACUUCAUCUGGCUUACCAGAUCCAAGCACUACACUUUCAGGUGUCACUCUGAACCCUCAUGAGACUUCGACAGACAAUGAAGUUUCCACGAUUCAAUCCCAACUUGAGACUGCCUCAGACGCCGAUGUCUUCGUGACUUCGUUUGUUCUGAUAUCGCCUAAGGCCGACAGCACUCAUGUUGGAGAUGAUGCCAGGACCAUUACGCUUCCUAGCGAUCAAACUUCUUCCUUCAGUGACGGUACUCGUCCUGGCACUGAACCGUCGACAGAGUCGUCUUCAUGGUCUACUGAAGAGGUUCUUGGCAGUACUGAUGCUAUCUCUGACCUGCCUGUAUCCACAAAUCAUGCGACAGAAAGCAAUGGAGAUGGUGAAUCAUCCACAGAUGCAGGAUUGGACCUGACGCUACCCAGUUUGCCAAGCAUCGACUUAACUUCUCUGCCAGGCACGUUACUUCCCAUUCAGACAGACGAGUCUACGGUGCUAGAGUCGAUCACCAAGGAACCAAUCAUUGAAUCUUCAACGACGGAGGGCGCAGUUGGUGCCAUACCUGUCCCGACCUUUUCUGACGAUCCUGCCGAGGAGAUGAGCACUCCUGAUGACUGUCUGGGCAGAACAUGCACGGUGGACAAGGAUUGUAACGAUAUUUCCUGCACAAGAGGGGGCGACUGCUUUGGACCAAACUGUACAAAGGCUGGUGUAUGUACAGGGCCCAAGCGCACGCGUGGUGGCCAAUGUCGAGGAGAAAAGUGCCAAUUUGGUGGUGGAUGUGAAGGUGUUGGAUGCGUGGUGGGAGGAGGUUGCUUCGGUAUCAACUGUAUUUUUGGCGGAACUUGUGUCGGUCCUUCAUGCCACCAAGGAGGGCCCUGUUCUCAAAAGGCCUUGGGCGAUUGUCCUCCCGGGAAGUGUACUGGGAAACAAUGUGACGAUGAGGGAGAUGAAGAUUGCACUAGUAAAACAACCGCCGAGGUUUGCACUGAGACAGUCAGCAGCACUGUGAUUACGACAAUCCCAACAACAAUUUCGUCGACGACAACCAUGAUCUCUUGUCGAACGCUAACGGAAUGCGACAUAACCGACUCAACGACAACGACUACGAUGACAGGCACUGAGGAGCCAGACCCACAGGCGACACCGGAGGGCUUUUACGAUUAUGAUGUGGAAGAAAAGACGCCUGAUUCCUUCUGGGAUGAUCUUGAGGAUGACUAUGAUGAAUGGCUUAGUGAAGCUGACCGGAUACCCACUACCACCACUACAACACAGCCGCCAACAACGUCUGCUACGUCGACGAAACCCCGUAGCACUGUGACAGUAACAGCACAGCCCGAUCCAACGCCCGAGGCAAAAUGUUAUCAGAUGGGCGCAGAGUUAUCUUGGAAAUUCGAGAUAAGUGGUAUCCUCAACUGGGCUGAUGAUGGAGGGGCGAAGCUCAAGAAAGAAGAAAGCGGUUGUGGCGGAAUCACAUAUUGGGAAUGGCAGAGUGGUGAUAACAGCAACCUGGGUCAUAUGGCCUCUUUCCACCUUCCAUUGUUUAUGAAAUCAGGUUGUGUGGAACGGGCUAUCGUGUCGGCGGGAGGACCCAAGAUUAAAUGA